Molecule: messenger RNA, 6673 nt
Organism: Bombyx mori (domestic silkworm)
Lineage: Eukaryota; Metazoa; Arthropoda; Insecta; Lepidoptera; Bombycidae
Gene: Snx27
Product: sorting nexin-27
Exons: 9
Coding region: 263-1840 (525 amino acids)
Biological process (GO): signal transduction; endocytic recycling; intracellular protein transport
Cellular component (GO): early endosome
Molecular function (GO): phosphatidylinositol-3-phosphate binding; protein binding
Source: RefSeq, a predicted model, not a curated record
UAAAUCACGUAAUACAAUUUUAAUUACGUUUCAAAUCAGCAUCGAUCAUUCGUUGUUAGUCCAACCGCAACCGAUAACAUUGUAGUUGCUUGCAAAGCGACGACAAAUCGAACCGAAAUCGGUCAUUUGGAAUCAUUAUCGAUUCAUAACUGUCGUGAAAUAGCCGUGUGCUUGUUACGAACUGUAUAUUGUAAUGUAAAUUUUUGUGUGUGCUUCCUUGGCAUUACGUGUCAAUGUUUAAAUUUUUCGAGCGCAGUGGGAGAUGGCAGUGCAUAGAGGUGGAAAUGGGAACUUUAGAUACUCUUACUAUUAUUGUGAAAACACGGGCUUUGAGAUUUAUGACUUGGAGGAUGAAGGAAAAAUGACUAACCGCAAUGGCGUGAACGUGGAAGGCUCGACCCACAGACAAGUGGUGGACCUCAUCAAGUCCGGUGGCGACUGUCUCACUCUCACAGUCAUUUCAGUCACACAGAGGGAAGCAGAGCGCCUGGAACCAUGCGACGACAGCUCAGCUCCGGUGGGAGUUAUCGGAGGGGCAGCCAACUCUCGCGCGACGGUCUACCAGCGCUACGACUAUACCGACAAGAGAUCUCUGCCCGUCUCUAUACCGGACUACAGGAUCGUCAUGGAGAGAAAUACCGGCAGGUCGUACAUAGCGUUCAAUAUCCACAUGGCCGGGCGGCAUCUCUGCAGCAGAAGGUACAGGGAAUUCGCGGCCCUACACCAAGUCCUCAGGAAGGAGUUUAUCGGAUUCAACUUCCCUAAAUUACCAGGAAAAUGGCCAUUUACUUUGAGCGAACAGCAGCUCGACUCGAGGAGGAGGGGGCUAGAACAGUAUUUGGAAAAGGUGUGCGCGGUGCGCGUGAUCGCGGAGUGCGAGAGCGUGCAGGAGUUCCUGACGGACUGCGACGACAGCUCGAACCCGGCGCCCGUGGAGCUGAAGGUGCUGCUGCCGGACCGCGACGUGGCCACCGUGUCCGUGCUGCGCUCCACGCGCGCCGACCUCGUGUACCGCGCCGUCGCCGACAAGAUCCGCCUCGCCGACACGGUGCAGCAGUACUUCUACCUCUUCGAGAUCGUCGAGUACAACUUCGAGCGCAAGCUGCAGCCCAACGAGUGUCCGCACUCGCUGUACAUACAGAACUACUCGACGGCGUCCAGCAGCUGCCUCUGCAUCCGCAAGUGGCUGUUCAACCCGCGCGUCGAGGUGGCGCUGGUGGCGGAAGACCCGCUCGCCGCCAACUUUAUAUUUUGGCAGGCGGUGGAGGACGUGAACCGCGGCACGUGCGCGGCCGGCGCCCGGCUCUACCAGCUCAAGGCCAUGCAGGAGCCGCGCCGCGCGCACGACUACCUCGCGCUCGCACGCACGCUGCCCGGAUACGGACACGUCGCCAUCCCGCACCCCACGCUCCGUCUGGCGCUCGGCUGGAGCGGCAUCAAGCUGUCGCCGCACGAGGAGGAGGCGCCGGGCGAGGAGUGCGCCGAGGUGCCGUGGAGUUGCGUGCUGGGCUGGGCGCGGGAUGAUGACGCCACCGCCGUGCGCCUCACCUACGCGCGACCCGACCGCCCGCCGCGUACGCUGCUGCUCUGCACGCCAUAUGUGAGUACCGCGCCCCGCCCCGCCCCGCCCCGCCCCGCCCCGCCGCGCCACGCCACGCUAACCCGCCCCGUCGCUGUUCCAGUACCAGUUCCUGGCCAACUGCAUGGACAGAAUAGCGGAGGAGGCGAACUGGGCCGACACCGGCGAGUAACGCACCCUCGCGCCCACAACACUCACUUCACUCAACGAAUGGAAUGCUGGGAGAUUAUAAUAGAUUACCUAAAUUGUCUUUCCGGUUAACGGUAGACAGACAGUGUGGUCAUGUUAAUAAACAGUUGACUGUCCGCCCGUCGUCAGACCGUAAAACAUAAGGGUGAUCGUCAUAAAAACAGAUCUGAUGUAUUAUGUAUUCCAUAGUGUUUCUAAUUUUGUCCUGUCAUCUAGCAACACUGACCGCGUUUUUAGACUAAGGUCAAUAAUUUAAAAAUAUAGCGAAGAAAGGUAAAUUAAUUUCGAGAAAAAUGAUCGUCUAGCCGAGCAGCCUCGUUAACUAUCUCGGUAGAACUCUAUAUUUGUCGUUACGAUUGAAUUAUUAUUUUUUAAUUAAUGACUAAUUAUUUAUACUUAACAUUCUACUUUGUAGUUUUAUUGUUGGCAAUCGGAUAUUGUGUGACCUUGAGAUUUGUUUCGGAAGUCGACGGGGAAGGGAGAGUGCAGCUGAAGAUGUUUUACUCAAAAUCAUUAUGUUUUUAUUCAAUUUAUUGCUGCGCGCCGAGCCUACACCGCGCCAGUACUAAGGGUCGCCGCACACGAGCCGCCACCGGAAUAUUUCCUGUACAUACAUUUUAUAUGAAGCGUGUGGCGGCCACCGGCGCCAACCGUGUGCGGCCAGUCCAUAUAAAAUGUAUGAAAGAAAACAACAGGAAAUAGGUCGGUGGCUGCGUUUUGUGGUUGUGGCCGGUGGCCCGUGUGUGGCGACCCCUAAUACUGUCGAAGCUCAGUGGUAGCCUAGUGCUCAGUUGGCAGCUCAAUCCAAUUGUUACAAUUCAAUAAACUAAAUUUUGAAAUUUUAUAAAAAAACCUGCCCCAAAGCUAAAACAAUAUUAUUAGUAUACCGACAACAAGGUUGUCGACGGUACGCGCUAAUGGGUCUAGAAAAACCAGCAAUGUACAUCUAAGGCUCAAUGUACAGCGCACAACACGGCAGCUCAGAACACCCGCACGGGGCGGACGCGACUUGUACUAAGUUUAGGCGUUAUUAAAUACUUAUUUAUAUUAUUUAAUAUUUUAUGGUCAUUCCUUCACGAGUUUUGGCAGCGGCCCGCGGGCCCUAUACAAUGGUGCAGCUAGAAUUAGAUACCGUAGAUUGGGGAAAUCGGGACCCUUUCCAAAUCCAACACAAAUUUCCAAUGGUUUUUCUUAGGGUAAUACCAAUAAAAUUGAGAUUAAAAUGGUUCUGAAGGCUUAAAUUUUUAUGUAUAAUAUUAUAUGCUAUUGUACAUAGUUCAUUACAAGAUAUACACAAAAACUGAAAUAAACUAGCUUGACCCGAUUCACCUUAGCUUUGGGGUAAAUCAGGUUACGUAUGGGGACAAUAGAGUUUUUCGAUAGGGCUGGCACUGUUUAGUUGUUAGGUAGGCACCUUAGUUUAGGUGUUCACGACGCUCCGGGCGAGAGAGGGGACGGGGGAAGGCAGCGGGAGGGGUAUGCGCCCGCUGCCUAAGAUUCAUAUUCGCCGACCAGCCGGGUGACACGCGUCAACAUUUGUUAAUAUAAUGUAUUUUACAAGUAACUAGCUGACCCGGCAGACUUCGGAGUGCCUCAAUCGAUAAAUAAAAGAUCUAACUUUUGUAUAAAAAAAACUUAAAAAAAAAACAAAAGGAAUAUGUCCGACAGAGGACACAUCAAAGGAAAAACAAAAUUGUUUGUUUUUAUAUAAUUCCGAGCAUUUUCAUAUUUAUUCACCUUUUAAACCUUCUCUGGACUUCCACGAAUAAUUCAAGACCAAAAUUAGCCAGAUCAGUCCAGCCGUUCUCGAGUAUUAGCGAGACUAACGAACAGCUUUUCAUUUUUAUACAUAUAGAUUAAAUAAUACGAUUACAAUUAUCAUGCGUGGUUUCUUCUUCACCAUCGUCAUGAACAUUAGGUAAUAAACUUAAUAUAUUAAUGAGUUACAAAACUUUGAAAACUAAAUUAAAUUAUUUAAUAUUCUUAAACACUAAAUAAAAGCCAUUUUCAGUUCAACAAACUUAAAUCUAACAACACAACAAAAGUAUUGUGUCGUCCCAGAUUUGUCCCUAUUCUAAAUCUAGUCUCUAUUUCCCCCAAUCUACUGUAUUAUAAGCAUUUAAAUGAAAGCCUUCGAAAUAACAAAUUGUAAGAAACUUAACUUAAUCAACAAAAAACAAAGUCCACGGUCACACAAUAAUUGAUUGCAUUUAAUUCGUAAGCAUAAGAAUAUUUAGGCAAAUUUAUAUUAAGCAACUUUGUUGUAGCAAUAAGAGUUAGUAGGUGACGGGUUCGCCACUGUCAAUGACGAUGUCGACGGGCGGUGGGCUGGCAACGUGUGACAGUGUCGACAAACGGACACCAUUUUAUUUUCGUUGAUAUUUCAACAUGUAAUUUUUUUUAUUAGCAUUGAAUCAUGUUAUGCCAUUAAUUAUGAAAUAUAAGUUUCGUUUUAUUGCCCUUUUAGGCAGACGAGCAUACAGCCCACCUGAUGGUGAGUGGUUACCGUCGCCCAUGGAUUUCAGCAAUGCCAGGGGCAGAGGCAAGCCGUUGCCUACCGAUUGUAAGGGGUCCUCGAUAAAUUCGUAAUGAAUCUUAUUGUUACAGCAAACAUAUUAUAUUGUCAGGGCUCUCUGUGCGAUGCGCCGGGUGAGGUUUUAAGGUGCGAGAGUCUGGUCUAUUAUUUACACUGCCUUAUUUAUUUUGUCAAACAGAGUCGUUCGAUUGCCCACAUCGUUAAUUAUAUGACUUCAAUGAUCUCGCGAGAUUACCCCUUUAGUUCGAGCACACUUUAAAAAUUCACCUCGUAUGCAUUAAAUUAGGAAACUAAUGCAAAAAGUACUUAAGCCUCUUAGAGAUAUGAAUGGCGAAUUCAGACUGGGAAUGAUGAACUAAAAACAUAUUCAGGUUUGAUGGAACCAUUCUCAUACAAAUACGAAUAUUAGAAAAUUUAUUAAUUAAAGUAUAUUAUUAAAAUGUAGUAUUAUUAUAUGUAUGUUAUAGGUGCAGCAGUAUUAAGUAUUGCAAGUGUUGAUAAAGUGCACGCAGUGACGGUCGAUUCCUACCCAUUGCCGUCUGUACGCGCCCUGCCUCCCUACUCCCUGUUCCCCCUGCCCCCCAACCCCUUUCUUCUUCUUCCCACGACCCCUUUCCCCCUGCAGUUAUUGUAACGCUGUGCACUUUAUCCGAUAAAAACAAAUAACAGCUCAUGAAUUAUUAAACAAAAGUAAAUGAUAGUAAACAUUUAAUACUGAACGACCUUAUUCUAGUAUUAUUAUGACAUUUAGAUUAUUUUAUAAGCCGCCUUUUGUUGUAUAAUAGAAUUUAUCGUAUUGUUACAAAGCGGGAAGAACAUAGUGACGGUACAUAGUGCCACCGACCACGCGCUGCGCAGUAAUACUUGUUAGCCGUUCCGGAGUUCGCGAACCCGCAAUGGACGCGUACAAAACUUGAGCGCGGUUCACCGUGUACGCAGCAUUACAUUGCUUCUUUAACAAGCGGUCAGAGGCUGUGAGCUGACCUUGAGCCAGUCUGCGAACCCGUGAGACGCAAUAAGGCACGUCGGUAGCUUUAGUGUGCUUAGUGCGAGUUUUUUAACUCAACUUUGUAUGGAGUUGGAACGUUUGCCGCCAGGGGCGCUGUUCCAACUGCAUACAAAUUUAAGUUAACUUUUACGAUAUCGAGAACGUUAAAAAACUCGCACUAAGCACACUGACCACUUAAGUGCUUUAAGCCUUAAAAACAUCAUGAUAUUUUAAAAAUAUAUUCUCGUUAUUUUAACUCGUUUUAUAUUUUAACUGAUGACGUGUUAUAGAACAUGUUUUAAUAUAAUUUCUGAUUGCGUUCGCGCACUGCCUUUACUCAGUUCAGUGUUGCCAGCGUCACUAGUGUAGUGGCGCCAUCUGUGUGACCGUAGCGCUCGGGGACGAAAGUGUGGCAAGAUAAUACAGUAAAAACUCUUUAUUCGCGUUUUCAUUAUUUCCGGAUUUAAAAAAAAGUGACCGAAUUCCUAAAUUCGCGGCUAAAGAUUUCUUUAUUUGCACAUAUAAUCGGUACAUACACAUUGAUAAAAAGUAAAGAAUUCCAAUAUGUAGGUAUCCAACUAAAAGAUCCUUAGUAAACGUUCCAUAUUCUGGAUUUCUGUAUUCGCAGCAUAUUUACGGAACAUAUACCCACCCCAUGAAUAAAGAGCUUUCACUGUAAACAAUAUAAAAUAAAAUACAUUGAGCACUAAAUUAUGGAAUAGAAAUUUUAUCUCUUGUACUGUGUUUAUUGACACAUUCUCUCUCAUUUAUAUUUUUAUUCAAUAUUUUAUUGAAAUUAUAUAAUUUAAAUCAAGCUGUGUUCUGUAUUGGAAAUGAAUUUAAGUAUUUUUGUCUGUAAUAUUUUAUCGACACAAUUAUUUCAGACUAAACAAGUGUUCUCUGGCAACACCGGAAUACGGUAAAGGAAUCCGACGAAUGGUCACUGUUAAUUCGUUACAUAUAGAUGAACACGUGUAUAGUGUGCUUAUAUAUGUAUGUCUUGUAUUCAAAGCAAUAAUGAAAUCGGCUUAACGUUAUCUUGUUUAAAGUUUAUUUAUUCGAUAAGCGUUUUCUCUAUUGAGUUCGCUUUAAAGCUUGCGCGAUAAAAAGCUAGAUGUAUAUAUGUAGAGACAUCCUUUAUUAGGCUAACUGAAUGUGUUUGUUUUGAAAAUUAAAUGUCACAUUUUGUCGUGCAAAGAGAGGAAAUAGGACGACAGCCGCGUUAAGAUUCGUCCGGGACAACCGUUGGCGCCGGCCCGGAGUCGCAAUUACAUUUACAUAUCCAUUAAUUGUUAAUCAUAAUGAGUACUGUAAUGGAACAUCGUCAGACGUGAAUACGUGUAUGGUACAAAAUAUAUAUCUCACUUUGAACUAAACGAAA